GCUAUGUUUACAAACGAGUUAAACUGUCAGGAAUUACUUUCUUUCAGACAAAGUUUCUUCAUUGGAGCUGAGACCAGUCCUCACUGUGUCUCCAUCAUGGCUGAGUCCUGGAGCCUCAGUGACUCUGAGCUGUGAGGUUAAACCUUCAUCUGCAGGAUGGAGGUUCUACUGGUAUAAAGCUGUUCCUGAUCUGUCCCACAAGAGCUACAGAUAUGAGCUGCUGCCUGGUGGCGUCGCUGGGACUAUGAAGGACUCGUACAUCAUUCAUGGACAGAAACACACAGCAGGAUAUUCAUGUAGAGCUGGAAGAGGAAACCCAGAGGAUUUCACUCAUUACAGUGAACCAAAGUUUGUCUGGUCUGCAGUGCUUCGUCCAGCAGCUUCUCUCACAGCGAGUCCUGACAUGGAAAAACAUUUUACCGAUCAUAACGUCUCACUGAAGUGUGGAGGGGCCUCAACUGAGUGGAGGGUGAUGAGUUACAAAGAAAUAUACGUUUGGUCAUUCUUAUCAUUGUGCCCCACCUACCUUGGUCCAACCGGACCAUCAUGCAUCGUCAACAGUCAGUUAAAUUAUGAAGCUGUGUACUGGUGUGAGUCUGGAUCAGGAGAGUUCAGCAAUGCAGUCAACAUCACUGUACACAAACCGAAACCUGUACUGACAGUGUCUCCACCAUGGCAGAGUCCUGAGGCACCUGUUACCCUGAACUGUCAGAUUGAAAAUCUGUCUGAAGGAUGGAGGAUCUACUGGUAUGAAGCUGUUCCUGAUGUGUCACCUGGGGCCUACAGAUAUGAGCUGCUGCCUGAAAGCAUCAGUGGGACGAUACAGAAGUCCUACAUGGUUCAUGGACAGAAACACACAGCAGGAUACGCAUGUCGAGCUGGAAGAGGAAACCCAGAGUAUUUCACUAAAUACAGUGAACCAAAAUUUGUCUGGUUGGCAGAUCCUCAUCCAGCAGCGUCUCUCUCAGUGAGUCCUGACAGAGAGCAACACUUCACCUCUGAGUCUGUGACUCUGAACUGUGGAGGAAACUCUACUGAGUGGAGAGUGAUGAGGUUUUCAGCAACAGGUCAUCUGAUAUAUUUAAGAAUCUGUUUGGUAAUGACUGCAUCUUUAUGUACCAUCAAUCGUACUCACUCCGAUAAAUCAGUGUACUGGUGUGAGUCUCCAUCGGGAGAGUUCAGCAAUGCAGUCAACCUCACUGUACAUGAUGAAGAUCUUCUCCUGGUGAGCCCCGUCCAUCCUGUGACUGAAGGAGCUUCUGUUACUCUGAGCUGCAGACGGAGAGGAGAAAACAAACUUUCUGAUGUGAUUUUCUAUCAUAAUGACAAACUGAUCCAAAAUGACAGCAGAGGAGAGCUGAAGAUCUCUGCAGUGUCUCAGUCACAUGAAGGUUUCUACAAGUGUGAACAUUCAGGAGAAGUUUCACCUCAGAGCUGGAUGAGAGUUAAAUUGCUGCCCAGACCUGAAAACCCAUCCUUCCCAGUGCUGCUGGUCGCUGGACUCAGUGAACUCAGUGGAAAAAUCCUAAUCAUCCUCCUGAUUCUGCUCUCCCACUGCAGAGAUUUAAAAGGUCCAUGAAGAGAAAUGUAUCAACAGAACAAGAAAGGCUUAAGAGGGGAAACAUUAAAUCAUUGCUUGGCAACAGGAAGCAGUGAACUCAACUUCUACCUGAUCAGAUGCAUCUGUAGAAUCUGCCCAACUUCUCCCACUGAAAGGUUUAUUUUAUGAUUUGUUGAUCUAUUUUAUUCUUUCUUGUAUGAACUGAUCCGUGCUGACCUUUGUAUUGUUAUAGUUUUACCAAACUUAUAACUGGACUGAACCUAAGUAGCCAUUUUCUAGUCUUAUUAAAAUGUUC
Poecilia reticulata (guppy) is the source of this 1856-nucleotide messenger RNA. NCBI's taxonomy places the organism in Eukaryota, Metazoa, Chordata, Actinopteri, Cyprinodontiformes, Poeciliidae. The record is from RefSeq and is a predicted model, not a curated record.